UCGGGGACCAGCGCAGCGCGCCGAUGGCAGCGUAAAGCGCUCGCGUGCCGCCGCUGUGCCGGACAACUCGAGCGAAGGGCUUUUACUUCUGGUGCGUGAUCCGUACAUCGACGCGGCGUACGCGAGCGAACUACGAAGUGCAAGGGAAAGUGCGAAAGGGCCGUACUACGCGCACCCCCUCUCUCUCUCGCGGCAAGCACGGCAAUUCGUACUUGGGCGAGCUGUGCGCGAGAGAAAGAGGCAGGCGAGAGAGACAGGCGCACGGGGUGCAGGGGAGGGGCAAAGGACGGAGGGAGGAAGCGUAGGAACGAGCGAGACGGAGAGACGCGAUUGUGGCGCGUUCGCGACGAGGCGCAGCGUCGCACGGCUCCGCAGAGAGGAAGCGGCCGAAGUUCGGAGUGGACGGGGAGGCAGACAGACGGACGGACGGGACGAGACGCGCCGCCGCCGCCGCCGCCGCCGCCGUUGUUGCUUGUCGCGCGUUGCGGAGUCGAAUUCGCCGAUUCGGCAAAGCGUGCGAGAAGUCGGUUCUCUCGCCGCGCGUCCUCGCUCGUCCGCUUCCGUCCGACACGUCGGGGUUGCCGCUUGCCAUUUACUGCUCUGAUCCCCCGAAGACGAAGCUGCGAGGACGGACCACCUGCCGGGAAGAUAUGGAGAUAUCGAAGAGCCUGCAGGAGGAGAUUAUCGCCGUGCAAAACAAACUGCAGAACGCGAUACUCGAGCACCAGAUUCACGUGGGGAGAUUGAAGGAUGAUCCAAAUAACACAGAUAUUCUCGGCCAGAUACAAAAGAUUCAGGUGCACAUCGUUUCCUUGGGAAGAUGCCAGAAGCAGAUCGUGCAGCGACUGCGCAAAGAGGUGGAAGCGUUCAAGGCGGAUAACGCGAACGGGUCGAAAGUUUCCAUACCAUCUUUCCUGGGCCUGAAUAACAACAAUCAUAUUACGAAUAACAACGAGACGAAGCGCGAAGCGGCUGCCAAUGGUUUCGAGACGAAGCCAUCGAAGGAGGAUUACGAGGAGGUUGUCAGAAAUGGCGAUGUUCAUCAUUCGUCGCCGCGAGAUAACGAUUGCGCAAAGAUACGUCCGAGCUCGGUGGAAACUAUUUCCGGCGAAGAUGACAUCGUCGAAGUGUCAAUGGACGAAAACUCGUGCGAGAAGCAGGAGGCGCAAGAGGAACGCAACGCCGAAUCACCGGAGAAGCAGAACUUCCUGUAUGCCCUCGGGCUUAUUACCAAGUCCAAAUGCAUGGAGCUCCAGAACAGGAGAGUGGAAAGGAAACGGCGCAGUACGGCAAACCCGCAAUUCGUGUACUCCAUGCUCGAACAGCCAUCUAAGCGUAAGAGGCAUUCGUAUUUGCAAUCUGGAAACGCGCCUCAUACUCGACAGACGACCGCCCGGUUGAACGGACCAUCGCCACCGCCUAGCAAAGCUCAGCCAACGAAAUCAAUCUCGCCGCCGGUUCAAACGAUAACAAAGUCGUUGAUUCCGGUCCAGAAGUCCACCACGAGGCCGAAUAUCCUGCGAAACGCGGACAGCAAGGUCUUCGUGAACAAAAGCAAGAUCGAAGACAACCAAAUGCGGUCGUCCGUGUCUAGUGCCAAAUCCAUUCAAUCGAUAGGCAACAAGGCGGUCCAUAUACCCGGAUUACCGUCUAGUUUGACUAUUGAGAGGAUCGGGAAUGAUUCUGUAGUGUGUAUCUGUUGUAGAAACCCAGGGUCGUUAACGAUAUGCAAGAAUUGCUCAAGUAACUAUCACGUCUCGUGCCACAGUCGAUCGCCGGCUCCAUUCAGGACUUGUCCAAAGUGCGUUCUAGCAAUGGACGAGGAAGACGACAUGGAAAAGGACGAGGAAGCGGAGGUCAAGGGCCAAGCGGAAGGGGAGCGCAAAUUGGCGCGUUACAGAAAGGAUGAGAAGCUCGCUGCAACAUCGUAUGCGUCAGGAGUUAUUGGGAAAGCAAGAGAAGACUCAGAGAUCUAUAAAACGGCUGGUGGACUUCAUAAAAUUGAUACAACUCAGAAAAAAUGCAUCCUCUCCAACGCCUUCGGCAUCAACCAGUUGCCCGCCUCGACCUUCCUCAUCCCAAUCACCACAAACAAUAACUCCGCCUCAAACCAACCAGAAAGCAGCAAAUCAUUCACCUCGAUCGUCGAUGUCGAGCAACGAGCAGACGGCGUGCCUCGCAACUCUCACGUCGUCUUCAACCAGCACUCACGAUCGGGUAUCGCCUAUGUCCACCAAACAGCAGACCAGAUGCCUUACACCUACCAGCUGCCCGGCACCACUGUCCAGCCAGAAAAGCACCAAUCAUACCUUAUCGUCAAGAAAAUCACCGAGUCGAGUGGAAGGCCCGAUCAGUCUACUGGCGGUGAAGUCGAAGACCAAAACCGCUCGGCAGUUUUCAACUACCAACUGUCUGCCGGUAACUCUACCGUUGAAAGCGACCGCCACUCCCUCGUCACCCACUCCUUGCUCUUCAACAGUGGUAACAACCGUAAGAAGCAAAGCAAUCGUUCAGUCCCAGCGCUCCACCGCGUCACCAACGUAUCAAAAUUGUCAAAUUCUCCUCACGCCUUCUCGAGCGACUAUCAACUGGAUCGAGCGACCCUCAAUGGCAGAAAACCCUGGGCCAAGCUCACACGCGGCAAACUCUGUAUCAAUCAGCCAGCCAAACGUGCCACGGAAACCCUAUUGUCGUUCUGCGGCGACUCCGAGAACGGCAACGAGCAGUUGCAGCAACGACCAAAGUCAGCCGGAUCAGCCGAGGAAGCAGCAACUGCAACAGCGAAUCUCAGCAAUCGUGGCAAGCACAGGUCAAGAGCCGGCACCCUCAUCCACUCGCUGUUCCCAGGCCAUAACAAGCCCCAUAUCGUCGCCGGUGGUGCACGCGAGUCACGAAGCUUCAGCCCAAACGACCGAGACUAUCCGCUCCUGCGGCAGCAGCUCUGCCGCGCGGAGCACGAGCUGGAGCAACAGCCGCGCGAGCAGCCAGACAAGCCAGCAACAGUCCAGCUCCAGCGGCGCGCCCUUACGAGAUUCUUCGAACACGUGAAAUUGGAAGAAGCGCAUAUACCAGCGCCACUUAGAACAAAGCUAGCACACAAGGACGACAAGAUCGGCGAUGACGAGGAAGAUGCCCGGGAGGAGGGUGCCGCGCGCGACCAACAGUACGAUGACGGUGAUGCCGUUGCUGAAGCUCCACUGUUGACGUCGUGCGACUUGGACGGAAAUCGGCUGCUGGUAAGUUUCCCUUGGGUAGCGCACAAUGCGAGAGACUCCCGCGACGAUGAUGACGACACCUCGAACAACCAGUCGCCAGUCCAUCAUCCUGCGGACAUAGCUCCCGACGAUUUCGAGAGUUACGAGCUCGCGCGUGACGCACAGUCGCCGUGUAUGAUGGCUUACCGGCAGUUGGCGGAGAAUCCUGAUCGACCUGACGGCCUAUCGAGUGACGCGUAUUGUGCGAGACGACAAGGAGAUGACGGGGCGACGAUAGCGACGCUGCGUAUUUCACAAAGCAAUCUGCCGGAGCUUCGUAACCAGGUCUCAGUUCCUGACGAUAAGGCUGAAACCGAGAGACAAGACUUACCCAGUGGUAGGCGGUCGAGGAGCAACAGCAGCAGCAGCGAUAGCAGUAACAGCAGCAGCAGUAAUAGCACCACCAACAGCAGCAGCAGUGGCCCCAGCGACACCCCGGAGCAAGCGAUGAAUAACGUCAAUCACUUCUCGAACGAUUUCGGAAUUUUCUCCGCAAAAGAAAGCGAGGACGAGCUGAGGCGACACGAACUGGCGAUGUCGUGCGAAGCCGACUGCAGUGACGCUGCCACUGGCUAGACAUAGAUAGGCUAAUUACGUUGUCGUUGACUGCGUCAAUCGUGGUCAUCGUGAUAUGCUUAACUCCCAUUCGUAGACGCGGUAUCUCGAUGACACAUUCGUUUUUCUUUUCCUUCCCGUUUUUGCUUUUCCGUUUUUUGAAAGGGAGCAGUGCGUAGCAAUCGAAUCAUAGCAAGUAUACGAUCGCGUUGUAUUCUAUAGAUUUUACAACGACAGUUCAGUGACAUCCUGAAGGUUUUUAUCAGCGGAUCGUCAGCUCGAUUACGCCGCAUCUCUCGAUGCACUGUGGCCCACACAACAGCGUUGGUUAAAAUCGUUGCUACAACUGUAUCGAUUUUCUUUUCAUUCACUUUUCAUUCGCUCGAUAUCUUUAUCCAGUUUUCAUGAGGAAAGAUUGAAGACCAGAUGUCUUCUGUCGUGAAACAGUUGAAUUUCUUCGUUUCUCGUAUUUAUACGCAAUAUCAGUUUUAUCGCUGCUCGAUCGAGAAUUGAUCAAGAAACACGAUGUUUUUGUUAAUGUGAGAUGGCGAAGAUAGCUAGAGAGAAUUGGCGCGUGUGUAUCCGCAUUUGUUUGAAUAUGAAACUCAUCAGUAUAUCCUGAUACAUGUCCUCGCAACAAUUGUGAUGACGUGACUAGAGAAACGAGCACAUAUCCGAGAUGUUGCGCAAUUACGUGAGGAGCAGGCACAGGCGAGGAAUAAAGCCUAACUAUUACGUAAAUUAAGUCAUAUUACCAUACUGCCUUAAUAGUGAUAUAAAAAUGGUAAUUUCUAAACGCAGAUCGGCAAUCGCAGAGAGUGAUACGUACACCGACUGAUCCGAGAUCUGCGAAACGUGAUCGGUGAUUGGAAAAUGUGCAAACGCAGUGAAACAAUACGACUAAUCAAAUUCUUGUUACCAUAAUCGAAAGUAGAUAUUAAGAGUCAUCGUCUGUAAGUUUCAUAAAGCGACGCUUAAAACAGUGAAAUGUGAAAUCGAUCGAUUCAUUUCUCACGAAAAUUGUACAUGAGACUACUUGGUGGAAAGCAGCUCUGCGAAGAGGGAGAGAGAUAGGAAAGAAAGAGCGAGAACUACCCUCUGGUAGCGAUAGUGAUUAUCAUAUUUCGUGAAGAUAAACGAGAACUUUGACGACGUUCGACGUUUCCUUGAUUUUAAUCGGUUUAUCAUCGUUUUUUCAUCGUUGGAUAGAGCAGAGUUGCGAUCUUUUAUCUGCAGGGAAACUGAAGGACGAUAGUUUGAAAGAAAUUUAGUUUGCCACGAAACUAUUAUCGAUACUAUUAUCAUUAUCUUUAUUCCUUACGUUAUAAAAUUAACUCAUCUAUUUAUUUCGUGUUAGUAUAAAAUUUCAUUUUCGUCGGGCAUUAUCGCUGGCUUGCCCAACACAUUUAUACUUAACUACUGUAUAAAAUUAAGGAAAAACUUGUUAUGCAGUAUAAGCAACGAGAUAUUAAGAUCGAAAUUCGUAUUUUUUAUGAAAUAAAACCUCUUAAAUAAUAUA
This is a messenger RNA of Ooceraea biroi (clonal raider ant), 5328 nucleotides long. RefSeq lists its product as uncharacterized. The record is from RefSeq and is a predicted model, not a curated record. Lineage: Eukaryota; Metazoa; Arthropoda; Insecta; Hymenoptera; Formicidae.